UGGGGGACGGUCUGGUUCUUUCUCACUUACUUUCCUUCCCUUAUUCAUUUCUCUUUUUUUACUUUCAACCGGCACCAACCAUAUUUUUCCCCCACUUGCUUCCCCCUCUUUCUCUUGCACUUUUGUGACCAAACUUCGUACUAUACUAGUCCAUGAAGCAACAGUAAUGUGGACGGCGGUGCCUUUUGAGCUGUGAGAGUAGGCGCGGCUUGAUCUUUCGAGUAACUCAAGAGUACAGAACAGCGACAAGUUUUGCUCAGUCGAGAUCAGAAAGUCGAAUACGAAAGAGUAACAAGAAAUAGAAGAAGCAUAAAAGCAUUUUUUAAUUUAUUUAUGAAUACGACUCGUUUAUCAUACUUUUUCCGCUUAAGUCUUAAUUUAGUUAAAUAUCAACAAGAAUAAUGUAAACGUAUAUAAACAGAGUGAUAGAUAGAAAAAUUAUGAAAAAAAUAUUUCAUAUUUUCAUGAUAUUACAUACAAAUUAUUUGUUGUGAACUAUGACAGUAGCAAUUCGACAGUGUUUAGUGAUAAAAACUGGUUACGUGAUACAGAAGUAGCUACAAUCAACAGUUACGUAUCUGUUAAAGAAAAAUCAUCUACUAAAAUCUUAGUGAAAAUCGGCUCAAUUGUGUGAAAUGACGGUUACCUCAGUUACGUCAAACUAUUCCAUGAUGCGACCUUGUUUUUCUACGUAUCCUUUCCAAGAUUUAAACUCGAUUCCUGGACAAGGUCGUGUUAACCAGUUAGGAGGUGUCUUUAUCAAUGGACGACCAUUACCGAAUCAUAUUCGUUUGAAAAUUGUUGAAAUGGCAGCUCAAGGUGUACGACCUUGUGUGAUAUCAAGAAAUCUGAGAGUGUCACAUGGCUGUGUUUCAAAGAUCCUAAAUCGUUACCAAGAAACUGGAAGUAUAAGACCUGGUGUUAUAGGUGGCAGCAAACCCCGCGUAGCCACACCGGAAGUUGAAUCAAAAAUUGAGAGUUACAAGCGUGAUAAUCCAAGCAUCUUUUCUUGGGAGGUGAGAGAUCGACUGAUAAAAGAGGGUAUCUGCGACAGAACGACAGCCCCAAGUGUUUCUGCCAUUUCUCGCCUUAUCAGAGAUCGUGAUCCCGAAGAUGCCAAACUUAACGAUGGGAAAGCAAGUUCUGGUUCUGACUGCGAAAGUGAACCAGGGAUUCAGUUGAAACGUAAACAACGUCGUAGCCGUACAACUUUUACUGCUCAGCAAUUGGAUGAACUAGAGCGGGCCUUUGAACGUACACAGUACCCAGAUAUUUAUACUCGUGAGGAAUUAGCACAACGUACAAAACUGACUGAAGCACGCAUUCAAGUUUGGUUUAGUAAUCGACGGGCUCGCUUGCGGAAACAAUCUGCUUCAAGUACUAAUUAUAUCAGUUCAUCAGUACCUUAUUCUGCUGCAGCAGCUGCAGCAGCGGCUGCGGCAGCCGCGUAUUCACACAUGCAUGCAACAGUUACGACAAAUCACCCACCUAUACCAUCAGCAUCGACUGCUAGUACAGUGUUACAAUCAGCAUCAAACUCUCAGAUUAUGACGGAUACGGCGCCUUUUUCACCCGCACAAGAUCUUUAUCCUUCGCAACAUAGUUCGAUGUCUCAUCAAGUUGCGUCUGAUGCGGUUCGCUUACCAGUAAGCCUUAUAAGUUCUGCUUCUACUUACACUCUUAGCAGUUCUAUGAGUUACGCAAAUUCACUGUUAGCUAUACCUUCCACAUCUUCUCAUCAGUUGGUUUCAUCAACUGUUUCGAGCAUGUCUUCAGCAAGUUUUCACAACUCACAAUUGCAACAUCAGCAACAAAGCAUUUCAACGCAUCAGUUACCACCAACACCGAAUUCACUAAUUACAAUUAUAGGGCCAAAUUCUGGUAGCUCUCACUCUCCUUCUGAUCAUUUAACGAAUGCAGAAGUUUCUGCGGGUUCAAUAUCACCAAGUCAACAUUCCCUUCACCAGCAACAACUUAACGUGACUCCAUCAACUUGGAGUUCGUUGCCAAUUGGAUGUGAAGUAAACAGCAGCAGUUCAAGAAUGACUAAUCUUCCAAGUCCAAACGCUGGCCCUUCAAGCAUUACUGGUGGACUUCCGCAAGCUGCUCCUCAUUUGCAUUCGUCACACCCUCAUCAUCAAACUUUUAAUGGGCACUACAAUCAGAAUUUUCAACAAUCAAGAACAACACACCAUCAGUUAUUUUACAACUGGUACAAUUAAUCAUGUAAGAUUUAAUUGUGCAGUGAUAAAAAACAACAAAUAUUGACUUUUAUUUUUAUUU
Molecule: messenger RNA, 2283 nt
Organism: Nasonia vitripennis (jewel wasp)
Lineage: Eukaryota; Metazoa; Arthropoda; Insecta; Hymenoptera; Pteromalidae
Product: protein gooseberry
Exons: 5
Coding region: 636-2222 (528 amino acids)
Biological process (GO): anatomical structure development; regulation of transcription by RNA polymerase II
Molecular function (GO): DNA-binding transcription factor activity, RNA polymerase II-specific; RNA polymerase II cis-regulatory region sequence-specific DNA binding
Source: RefSeq, a predicted model, not a curated record